Molecule: messenger RNA, 516 nt
Organism: Lactuca saligna
Lineage: Eukaryota; Viridiplantae; Streptophyta; Magnoliopsida; Asterales; Asteraceae
Source: the annotation of a GenBank genome assembly
AUGUUAGAAGAAAUUCGGAUUUAUGUAACGGAAAGGUUUUGUAUCUACAAGAGCAAGGGUCAAUCUUGGGAUGUAAACAUAUGUCAUUGUAUAAGGUUGAAGUUGAACAAGCUGAAGGAACAACAAAGGGCAUGGCAGUUAGCAGGGUAUCCUUGUAUUCAUGGAUAUGUUGCCAUUUCAAGCCUCAAUAGAGACCCUGGGGACUAUGUGUUAGAAUGGUUUACUACAUCAACGUAUGCAAGUAAAGUUGAUGUUCAAGUAGACCUUGAAGCUGAAUUGGAAGUGGAAUGUGUAGUUAUGUUUGAAAGUGAAAGUGAUAAUGACUUUGAAAAUGAAAGUGAUGUGGAAGCUAACAUUAAAGUGGAAGCUGCAUGUGAUGUGGUACCUGAAAUGGAGGCUAACAUUAAAGUUCCUGAAGUUAAUGUGGAGGCUAACAUUGAAGUUCCCGAAGUUGAUGUGGAAGCUAACAUUGAAGUACCUGAAGUGGAGGCUAGCAUUGAAGUUCCUUUUGUUUAA